GUUACGGUAAACUGGCUCUGCCGCAGGUUCGAGUGGGAAGAUAAAGAGCAGUUCAGAUAUCUGUUGGCCACAGUCAUGUCGAAGGGCACCGUGGUUCUGGCCUACAGCGGCGGGCUCGACACCUCCUGCAUCCUGGUGUGGCUCAAGGAGCAGGGCUACGAUGUCAUUGCUUACCUGGCCAAUAUUGGGCAGGACGAGGACUUUGAUGCUGCACGGAAGAAGGCGGAGAGCCUUGGGGCCAAGAAGGUGUUCGUCGAGGACCUGCGGGCUGAGUUCGUGGAGGAGUUCAUCUGGCCGUCCGUUCAGGCCAACGCCAUCUACGAGGACCGCUACUUGCUGGGCACCUCCAUCGCGCGGCCGUGCAUCGCGCGUCGCCAAGUCCUCAUUGCCCGCCAGGAAGGGGCGCAAUACGUCGCUCACGGAGCUACAGGAAAGGGAAAUGAUCAGAUUCGGUUCGAGCUCACCUGCUACGCCCUCUACCCUUCAGUGCAGAUCCUCGCUCCAUGGAGGAUCCCAGAGUUCUACAACCGCUUCAAAGGCCGGAAGGAUCUGAUGGAUUAUGCUCAGAAACACGGCAUCCCAGUCCCCGCGACCCCCAAAGCACCGUGGAGCAUGGAUGCCAACCUGAUGCACAUCAGCUAUGAGUCGGGGAUCCUGGAAAAUCCCAAGAACCACCCCCCCUCGGACAUCUUCUGCAUGACCAAGAACCCAGAGGACUCUCCCAGCGCUCCUGAUGUUCUGGAGAUCGAGUUCAGCAAAGGGGUUCCGGUGAAGGUGACGCACCUCAAGGAGGGGACAUCCAAGACCACGCCUCUGCAGAUCUUCACCUACCUCAAUGAGAUCGGCGGGAGACACGGCGUCGGGAGGAUCGACAUAGUUGAGAACAGGUUCAUCGGCAUGAAGUGCAGAGGCAUCUACGAGACCCCGGGGGGCACUAUCCUGUACCAUGCCCACCUGGACAUGGAGAUCUUCACCAUGGACAGGGAAGUGCGUCGCAUCAAGCAGGGCCUGGGGAUCAAUUUCUCCGAGCUCGUUUACAAUGGAUUCUGGUACAGCCCGGAGUGUGAGUUUGUCCGCCACUGCAUCGCCAAGUCGCAAGAGAACGUGGAGGGGAAGGUGCAGGUGUCUGUCCUCAAGGGCCACGUGUACAUCCUAGGCCGAGAGUCCCCCAAGUCGCCGUACAACGAGGAGCUUGUGAGCAUGGAUGUGCAGGGAGACUAUAACCCCUGCGAUGCUUCGGGAUUCAUCAAGAUCAACGCCGUCAGGCUGAAAGAGUACAACCGGCUGCAGAACUACUCCUUCAGAAGCUAAGAGGGGUCACCGGAGGCAGGGGUCCGGUCUGGCGCCCAUCUACAUCCCCGUCACAGCUGCCGGUCUCCUCAGGGGCUCCGCUUUCAUCACCCCUGCUGCACCCCGUUCUGUAGUACAGUGCUUGCAUGUGGUUAGAGCUUUACAGUAGAUGUAGGGUUGAUGGAGGAGAGGGAUACGAUAAGCCUAGUUUAGUCAAGUAUGUGGAGAAGUGGAGGAGUUGGCGCUGCAAUAAAAGGAUUUCAUUGUUUGC
Scleropages formosus (Asian bonytongue) is the source of this 1561-nucleotide messenger RNA. It is a transcript of the gene ass1, whose product is annotated as argininosuccinate synthase 1. The record is from RefSeq and is a predicted model, not a curated record. Gene Ontology annotation, molecular function: ATP binding; argininosuccinate synthase activity. Gene Ontology annotation, biological process: urea cycle; L-arginine biosynthetic process. Gene Ontology annotation, cellular component: cytoplasm. Bases 76 to 1311 code for a protein of 411 amino acids. The transcript has 15 exons. NCBI's taxonomy places the organism in Eukaryota, Metazoa, Chordata, Actinopteri, Osteoglossiformes, Osteoglossidae.